AAAUCAAUAAAAUAGUAUAAUAAAGUUAAAAUAGCUUAUAGAUAAAAUCAACAAAAAGCAAAUUAUGGCACUUUUCUCCAGUGUUCAGUCAUCAGUGACGUCACUUCUGCGUCCUGCGCGUCACUUGCGUGCAGCCGUGCAGGCUGUAGCGUGCCCGUGCAGCCGUGCAGCGCACCAAGGAGAGGGCGGCUGCGUGCUGUAAGCGCAUCGCGCCCACGCGCUGCCCACUGAGCGCUCGCCCACGGAGCUCGGCCGAGUAGUGAGUACACGCGUUUAACUUUUCUUUCCUACUCAUUGACUGGCGCACGCGAGCUCACUUCCGAUGCUCGUUUUCCGCACGAACUUCUCAAAGCUUCGAAUGCGACAAAUCGCUUGGAAGCUCCGCGGUCCGUCGAAGCACUCGUCGGCCGCGCGGGGGAAAAAAAUUAAUAGCUUCGAUGUGAUUUGCCUUUCACAAAAGUGCACGAGGAGCAGCCUACUCACGAUACGAGACCGAGUUUAUAGGGCAAGCUGCGGGCCGCCCGCCGCCCCCGCGCCCCGCGAGCGAGGCCACGCGCUGCAGGCCAGUCAGCCGUCGCCCGUCGCCCGGGAGCCCCGUGCAGUCGCUCGCGCCAGCCUUUUCUCCGCGCCGUUCCGGAGAGACGCGAUCUUAGCCGCGAGUGACCCAACGAACCGACACUCGUUCAAAAGUUUAUAAUUGGAUGUGUAAAUCGAGUGAAGUGCGAGUGCCCUAGGAUAAGGAGUGCAUUGUUUGGAAGUGGUUUGACGGCAAUUCGAGCCGGUUCCGCGGUCGGCGCCGAACGGCCCCGCCGCCACCGCCGGUGCUUUCUAAACGAUCCCGAGAGCGACGGCUGCGACGGUGCUCCGUCUCCGCGACGGACACUCGGAGUGAACUUUUAGUGUGGCUUCGUGCAGAGUCCGCGCGCUGCGGCCGACGCCACGCCCGGGCCGCGCGCGCGUCGUCCGCCGCGCCGCCCCGCACGCGCCACACAUGAGAGCGCCGGCCGAGCCAUGGUCGGCGCGCGCGCGCUGCUGCUGCUGCUGGCGCUGUGCGGCGCGCGCGGCGCGGGGCCCGGCCCGCCCGAGCUGCGCUUCGAGAGCGCGCUGUACAACGUGAGCGUGCCCGAGAACAGCCCGCCGCGCACGCUGGCCGCGCAGCCGCCCGGCGCCGCGCCGCUGGGCGUGCGGCUGCCGGCCGCCGGCGCGCGCGUGCGCUUCCGCAUCCGCCACGGCGACCGCGACAAGUUCUUCAAGGCGGAGGAGCGCGUCGUCGGCGACUUUUGCUUCCUGCUGCUGCGCACGCGCGCGCUGCACGGCGACGUGCUCAACCGCGAGCGGCGCGACGCCUUCCGCCUCGAAGUGCGCGCCUCGGCCGCGCUCGACGGCCGCACGCUGGAGGCCGACGCCGCGGUGCUGGUCGCGGUGGCGGACGAGAACGACCUCAGCCCGCUGUUCUACCCCACGGAGUACGAGGCGCUGGUGCGCGAGGACGCGCCGCUGCACGCCAGCGUGGCGCGCGUGGCGGCCGAGGACGCCGACCUGGGGCUCAACGGCGAGAUCUACUACAGCCUGGCCGAGCGCACCGACCGCUUCGCCGUGCACCCCACCAGCGGCGUGGUGACGCUGACGCGCGCGCUGGACGCCGCCGAGCGCGCCGAGCUCCGGCUCACGGUGCUGGCGCGCGACCGCGCGUCGUUGCUGGCGCGCGGCGAGGACGCGCCCGCCGCGCGCGCGCAGCUGGUGGUGCGCGUCGCGCGCGCCAACCUGCACGCGCCCGAGCUGAGCGCGCGCCGCCUGCCGGAGCCGUCGGAGGGCGCGCCGGCCGAGGUGCUGGCCAUCGUGCGCGCGGCGGACCGCGACGAGGGCGAGGCGGGCCGCGUGGCCGCGCUGGAGAUUGUGGACGGUGACCCGCACGGCCACUUCCGCGUGCGCGCGUCGGCGCAGGCCGGCGAGUGGGACGUGCUGGCGCACCCGCUGCUGGACCGCGAGGCGGCGCCGCGCGGCUACAACCUCACGCUGCGCGCCACGGACGCGGGCCGCCCGCCGCGCGCCGCCUACCUGACGCUGCCGGUGGCGCUGGCCGGCCGCGCCGACGCCGCGCCCGUGUUCAGCCGCGAGGUGUACGAGGCGCGCGUGGCCGAGACGGCGCCGCCGAACACGCCCGUCGUGCGGCUCAAGGUGAGCGACCGCGACGAAGACGCCGCGCACGUCUACAUCGAGAUCGUGGGCGGCAACGAGGGCGGCGAGUUCGCCGUGAACGCCGACACGGGCGUGCUGUACACGGCGCUGGCGCUGGACGCCGAGCGCAAGGCGCUGUACACGCUGACGGUGUCGGCCGUGGACCAGGGCGCCGCCGCCGCGCGCCGCCAGUCGUCGGCCAAGGUGCAGAUCGAGGUGCUGGACGCCAACGACAACGACCCGGUGUUCGAGCGCGCGCAGCUCGAGGUGACGCUGGCCGAGAACGGCGCGGCGGGCGCGGUGGUGGCGCGCGUGGCGGCGCGCGACGCCGACUCGGGCGAGAACGGCUACGUGUCGUACAGCCUCGCCAACCUGCAGCCCGUGCCCUUCGAGGUGGACCACUUCUCGGGCGCCGUGCGCACCACGCGCGUGCUGGACUACGAGAGCAUGCGGCGCGAGUACGCGCUGCAGCUGCGCGCCAGCGACUGGGGGCUGCCGUACCGGCGCCAGGCCGAGAUGCGCCUGGUGGUGCGCCUGGCCGACGUCAACGACAACCGGCCGCAGUUCGAGCGCGUGGACUGCGUCGGCCACCUGUCGCGCGCGCUGGCCGCGGGCGCGGAGAUCGCCACGCUGUCGGCGAUCGACUUCGACGCGGGCGACGUGGUCUCGUACCGCGUGGCCGGCGGCAACGACGACGGCUGCUUCGCGCUGGACGCCGCCACGGGCGUGCUGACGCUGGCGUGCGAGCUGCGCGAUGCGCGCGCCGAGACGCGCGUGCUCAACGUGACGGCCACGGACGGCACGCACUUCGCCGACGCCGCCUCGCUCACGCUGCACGUGGCGGGCGACGGCGCCGGCGCGCUGGAGUGCCGCGACACGGGCGCGGCGCGGCGCCUCACCGAGCUGCUGGCGGCGGCCGAGCGCAGCAACGCGCCGCUGGACUUCGCCGAGGACUUCGCGGCGCCGGCGCGCCGCGGCGAGAACCUGCACCGGCCCGAGUUCGUCGACUUCCCGGUCGAGGUGAAGGUCAACGAGUCGGUGGCGCUGGGCACGACGCUGGUGCGCCUGCGCGCGCGCGACCGCGACGCCGGCUACGGCGGGCUGCUCGCGUACGCCAUCUCGGGCGGCGACGCGGACUCGGCCUUCCGCGUGGACCCCGACACGGGCGAGCUGCAGGUCAUCGGCUACCUGGACCGCGAGCGCGAGAGCGAGUACUACCUGAACGUGACGGCCUACGACCUGGGCCGGCCGCCGCGCGCCGCCUCGCGCCUGCUGCCCGUCACCGUGCUGGACGUGAACGACAACGCGCCGCGCUUCCGCGCCAGCCUGGCCAGCACGCGCGUGGCCGAGAGCGCGCUCAACGGCACCGUGGUGUUCCUGGCCGAGGCCACGGACCGCGACGGCGGCGAGUUCGGGCGCGUAAGCUACAGCCUGGCGGGCGCGGACGGCGAGUUCUGCGUGGACCGCGCGGGCGGCGCCGUGGCCGUGUGCGCGCCGCUGGACCGCGAGCGACGCGCGCUGUACGAGCUGACGGUGCGCGCCACGGACGGCGGCGGGCGCAGCGCGGAGGCGCUGCUGCGCGUGGCCGUGGACGACGUCAACGACAACGCGCCGCGGUUCGCGCUGGCCGCCUACAGCGCGCGCGUGCGCGAGGACGUGCCGGUGGGCACCGUGGUGGCCGUGCUGGAGGCCUUCGACCCGGACCUGGGCGCGGGCGGCGCCGUGAGCUACUCGCUGCCCGACGCGCCCGACGCGCCCGACGCGGCCGACGCCUCGCCCUUCAGCGUGGACGCCACGUCGGGCACGCUGCGCACGGCGCGCCGCCUGGACUUCGAAGAGAGACAGGUGUACGGCGUGACGGUGCGCGCCACGGACGGCGGGCGGCCGGCGCUGUGGGCCGAGGCCACGCUCGUGGUGGAGGUGGCGGACGUGGACGAGAACUUGCACGCGCCCGAGUUCGCCGAGCGGCCGGCGCUGGCGGCGCGCGUGCGCGAGGACGCGCCGCCGGGCACGCUGGUGCUGACCGCCGCCGCCGCCGACGCCGACCCGCCGGGCCGCGACUCGCGCCUCGCCUACUACCUGCUGGCCGGCUCGGGCCUGGCGCACUUCUCGGUGGACGACGCGGGCGCGGUGCGCACGCAGACGCCGCUGGACCGCGAGACCACGCCGCACUACUGGCUCACGCUGUGCGCGCAGGACCACGCGCUGGCGCCGCGCCACUCCUGCGUGCAGCUGUUCGUGGAGGUGGAGGACGUCAACGACGUGGCGCCGUGGCCCGAGCGCGCCGAGUACGCGGCGGCCGUGCCCGAGCACUGCGCGGCCGGCACGCUGGUGGCGCGCGUGCGCGCCGCGGACGGCGACGCGGCGCCGGCGCCCGCGCGCCUGCGCUACUCCAUCGCGGCCGGCAACCCCGACGGCCUGUUCGCCGUGGACGAGGCCACGGGCGAGGUGCGCACCACGGGGCGAGCGCUGGACCGCGAGGCGCAGGCCACGCACGCGCUGGAGGUGGCCGUGAGCGACGGCGCGCUGACGGGCUCGGCGCGCGUGCGCGUGCAGCUGCUGGACCUCAACGACCACGCGCCCGCCUUCACGCAGCGCUUCUACGACGUGCGCGCGCCCGCGCCGCCCGCCGACGACCAGGACGACGAGGCGGCGUCCGGCGAGGCGCUCGAGAACAGCUCGGAGGCGGAGGCCGAGGCCGAGGCCGAAGCGGACGAGGACGAGGAGCGCGGCGCGUGGGACGAGUGGGACGGCGCCGAGUCCGUCGGCGCAUACGUCACCACGGUGGCGGCGUUCGACAGCGACGCCGGCGAGAACGGCACCGUGCGCUACAGCGCCCGCGCCCGCGGCGCCGCGCGCGGCCUGCUGCGCGUGCACGCGCGCUCCGGCCGCGUGUACGCCGCGCCACGCCUGCCGCCCGCGCCGCGCCGCGCGCUGGAGCUGGCCGUGCGCGCCUGCGACGCCGGUCGCCCGCCGCGCUGCGCAGUGGCGCGCGUGCGCGUGCGCGUCGUGCCGCCCGGCGCCGGCGCCCCGCCCGCGCUGCGCGCGCCGCCGCCGCUGCAGGUGGCCGAGCUGGACGCGCCCGGCUUCCUGCUGACGCUGCUGCAGGCCGCCGACCCCGAGGGAGACGCGCUGUACUACGACAUCGUGGGCGGCGACCCGGACCGCCACUUCGCCGUGGGGCGCGAGGACGGCAGCGUGGUGCUAGCGCACCGCCUGCUGUGGGAGCGGCGCGCGCACUACGCGCUCAACGUGUCGGUGAGCGACGGGCGCGGCGCCGCGCACGCGCUGCUGCACGUGGCCGUGGUCAACGACGCGCACGAGGCGGGCGUGGCCUUCUCGCGCGACGAGUACGCGGCGGAGGUGUCGGAGGGCGCGCGGCCCGGCGCCGAGCUGCUGCGCCUGCGCGCGACGGCGGGCGAGGGCGCGCGCCUGCUGUUCGGGCUGCAAGCGGCGCGCGCGCCGCGCGACCUGGCGCUGUUCCGGCUGGACGAGCUGACGGGCUCGCUGGCGCUGGCGCGGCCGCUGGACCGCGAGGCGGCCGCCGUGCACGAGCUGACGGUGUGGGCGCGCGACCAGGCGCCGCGCGCCGCCGUGGCCUUCGCGCGCGUCACGGUGCGCGUGCUGGACGAGGACGAGCACGCGCCCGAGUGGGGCCGGCGGCUGUGCACGGCGCGCCUGCCGCGCGGCGCGGGCGCGGGCGCGCUGGUGGCGCCGCUGCGCGCGGCGGACCGCGACGCGGGCGAGGCGGCGCGCGUGCUGUACUCGCUGGCGGGCGACGCGGGCGGGCAGUUCUCCGUGGACGAGCUGGGCGACGUGCGCCUGGCGCGCGCGCUGCCGCCGGCCGGCCCGCGCGAGUACGCGCUGCUGGUGCGCGCCGCCAACCCGCCGCCGUCGGCGCGCGCCGCCGCGCUGCCGCUGCAGGUGCUGGUGGUGGAGCCCGAGGACGCGCCGCCGCGCUUCGCCGACGCCGCGCUGGCGCUGGAGGUGGCGGAGGACGCGGCGCCGGGCACGGUGCUGGCGGCGCUGGAGGCGCGCAGCGAGUCGGCGCUGCGCUACGAGCUGCUGGGCGCGCGCGGCGCGUUCCGGCUGGACCCCGCGUUCGGCGUGCUGAGCGUGGCGGCGCCGCUGGACUACGAGACGGAGGACUCCUACAACCUCACCGUCGUCGCCACGAACAUGGGCGGCGGCAGCGCGCGCGCCCGCGUGGCCGUGCACGUGCUGGACCGCAACGAGUUCCCGCCGCGCCUGCUGCAGCGCGCCUACCGCGGCCGCGUGUCCGAGGCGGCGCCCGCGGGCGCGCUGGUGGCCGACGCCGCCGCGCCGCCCGGCACGCCGCUCGUGCUGGCCACGGCCGACGGCGACUCGCCCGCCAACCGCCAGCGCGCCUUCGAGGUGCUGGAGCCCGAGGCCGCCGCGCUGUUCCGCGUCGACGCCGUCACGGGCGCGUUGCGGCUCGCCGCGCCGCUGGACCGCGAGCGCGCCGCGCGCCACAGCUUCACCGUGCGCGUGCUGGACGCCGGCCACCCGCGCCUGCCCGCGCACUCCAGCGCCGCCGUCACCGUGGACGUGCUGGACGAGAACGACUGCGCGCCCGCUUUCUCGCAGCCCGCCUACGCCGCCGAGCUGCUGCUGCCCACGGCGCCCGGCGUGCUGGUGCUGGCGCUGGCCGCCGCCGACGCCGACGACCCCGCCGGCCGCCCGCCGCUGGCCUUCGACCUGGUGGAGGGCGACGCGCGCGCCUUCGCGCUGUCGGCCGCCGGCGAGCUGCGCGUGGCGGACGCGGCGCUGGCGCCGGGCGCGCACCGGCUGCGCGUGCGCGUGUCGGACGGCGCGCACGCCGCCACGGCGCGCGUGGAGGUGACGGCGCACGCGCCCGAGCCCGCGGGGCUGGCCUUCCAGCAGACGGACUACUACGCGGCGGUGGUGGAGAACUCGACGCGCGCCGGCGUGCUGUGCGUGGUGGGCGUGCUGGGCGCGGCGCUGGGCGAGCACGUGACGUUCCGCAUCCUCAACCCGACGCCGGGCUUCGCCGUGGGCGCCACGUCGGGCGCGGUGCGCAGCACGGGGCUGGCGCUGGACCGCGAGACGCGCGCCGCGUACGCGCUGCUGCUGGAGGCGCGCGGCGGCGAGCGCGUGGCGCACGCGCGCCUGCACGUGGCGGUGACGGACGUCAACGACAACUGCCCGCAGUUCGUGGGCCGGCCGUACGUGGCGGCCGUGCCGGCGGGCGCGGGGCCCGGCGCCGCCGUGCUGCAGGUGCGCGCCGUGGACGCCGACGCCGGCGACAACGGCGAGGUGCGCUACGAGAUGAAGCGCGGCCACGGCGAGCUGUUCCGCGUGGACCGGCGCACGGGCCACAUCUCGCUCAAGCAGACGCUGGACGCGCACCAGCAGCUGUACGAGCUCACCGUGGCGGCCUUCGACGGCGGCGCGCCCGCGUGCGGCGCCGAGGCCGGCGUGGCCGUGCGCGUGUGGGGCGGCGGCGCGGCGCCCGCCUGGCCUGCGGCGCACGCGCGGCUGGAGGCGCGCGAGGACGUGGCGCCCGGCGCGCCGCUGGGCUCGCUGCAGGCGCGCUCGCCGCUCGCGCGCCCGCUCAUCUACACGCUGCUCGCGGGCGCGCGCGACCUGUUCGAGAUCCACUUCGACUCCGCGCCCGGCCGCGGCGGCGCCUGCACGCUGGUGGCGCGCGCGGCGCUGGACUACGAGACGGCGCGCGAGCACGCGCUCACCGUGCGCGCCACGGACGGCGUGACGGGCGCCUUCGCCGACCUCUUCGUCACGCUCGCCGUGCUGGACGCCAACGACUGCGCGCCCGACUUCGGCCGCGACGAGUUCCGCGCCACGGUGUCCGAGGCGGCGGCCGUCGGCGACGUCCUGCUGACGGCGACGGCCACCGACGCCGACGACGGCGCCGCCGGCGAGGUCGCCUACUCGCUGGCGGCGUGGGGCGGCGCGGACGAGCCGCCUUUCGCCGUGGACGCGCGCACGGGCGAGGUGCGCGUGGCGGCGCCGCUGGACGCCGAGCGGCGCGCCGAGCACCACCUGCUGCUCACGGCGCGCGACGCCGGCCGCCCGCCGCUGCUGACCACGGCGCACCUGUUCGUGUCCGUGGAGGACGUCAACGACUGCGCGCCGCGCAUGGAGCGCGCCGUGGUGGCGGCGCUGGUGUCCGAGGAGGCGGCGCGCGGCGUGGCGCUGGCGCGCGUGGCGGCGUGGGACGAGGACGCGCGCGACGCGCCGCGCCUGCGCUACGAGCUGCAGGCGCCGGCGGGCGAGCGGCGCGCGCUGGCCGUGGACGCGCGCACCGGCGUGCUCACGCUGCUGGACGCGCGCUGGGCGGCCGGCGCGGCGCCGCGCGCGCUCAACGUGUCCGCGUCCGACGGCGCGCACGCCGCCUUCGCGCGCGUCAAGCUGUCGCUGGCGCCCGCCAACCGCCACGCGCCGCGCUUCACGCAGCCGGUGUACGAGGCGCGCGUGGACGAGAACCGGCCGCCGCCGCAGCCGCUGGCCACGGUGGCGGCGCUGGACGCGGACGCGGGCGAGUACGGCGCCGUGACCUACUCCAUCCCGUCGGCGCGCCUGCGCGAGCUGUUCGCCGUGGACGCGCGCAGCGGCGCCGUGAGCGCGCGCGCGGCGCUGGACCGCGAGCGGCGCGCCGAAUGGCUGGUGCCCGUGACGGCCAGCGACGGCGGCGCGCGGCUGGCGCACGCCGCCGUGCGCGUGCGCGUGGGCGACGUCAACGACCACGCGCCGCAGUUCCCGCUGCGCGAGUACCGCGCCGCCGUGCGCGCCGACCGCGCGCCGCUGCUGCCGUUCCUGGCGCUGGCGGCGCGCGACGCGGACGCGGGCGAGCACGCGCGCCUGCGCUACUCGCUGUACGGUGCGCCGGGCGGCGACGCGGCGCUGCUGGCCGUGGACGCGCUGACGGGCGCGCUGUCGCUGGCGCGCGACGCGUCGGCGCUGGCGGGGCGCACGCUGCAGGCCUGGGUGCGCGCCACGGACGGCGGCGGGCUGGCGGGCGAGGCGGGCGUGGCCGUGCGCCUGCUGGCGGCCGGCGAGCGCGCGCCGCGCCUGGAGCCGCCGCCGCCCGCGCUGUUCCUGCCCGAGGACGCGCCGCCCGGCACCGUGGUGUGCGAGCUGCGCGCGGCGGGCGGGGGGCCGCUGCCCGCGCUGCGCCUGGCGCCGGCCGCCGAGCCGCAGGAGCAGUUCGCGCUGGACGCGGCGGGCCGCCUGCUGCUGGCGGCGCCGCUGGACCGCGAGCGCGCGCCCGACCACACGGUGGGGGUGGUGGCGGGGGAGGGCGCGCUGGCCAGCAUGGUGACGACGCGCCUGCACGUGCUGGACGUCAACGAGCACGCGCCCAGCUUCCACUCGCAGCCGUAUGCCGUGACGCUGGCCGAGAACACGCCGCCGCACGCCAGCGUCGUGCAGCUGAUGGCCGAUGACCCGGACGCCGGCUCCAACGGCGAGGUGCGCUUCGCGCUGCUGGACGCGGACGCGCCCUUCGCCGUGGACGCGCACAGCGGCUGGGUCACCACCACCGCGCCGCUGGACCGCGAGACGCGCGCCGAGUACCGGCUGGCGCUGGAGGCGCGCGACGCGGGCGGUGGCCGCUCAACGCGCGGCGCGCUCGUCGUGCGCCUGGCCGACUACAACGACUGCCCGCCGCGCUUCGCCGCCGACACCACCGCCGUCAGCGUGCGCGAGGACGCGCCGGCCGGCACAGUGCUGGCGCGCCUGGCCGUGGCCGACGCGGACGCCGCGGGCGCGCCGCUCGCCUUCUUCGUGGCGGCGGGCGACCCGCGCGCGCGCUUCGCCGUGCGCGCCUCGGGCGAGCUGCACGUGGCGCGCGCGCUGGACCGCGAGCGCGAGCCCGCCUACUCGCUGUCGGUGGCGGCCACGGACGGCAAGUUCACGGCGUACACGGCGGUGCACGUGGCCGUGCUGGACGUGAACGACAACCCGCCCUACUGCGUGCGCCACCGCUACCGCGCGCGCGUGCGCGAGGACGCGCCGCGCGGCGAGCGCGUGCUGGCGCUGCUGGUGCGCGACGCGGACGAGCCGGCCAACGCGCGCCUGCGCUUCUUCCUGACGGGCGAGCACGCCGACCACUUCGUCGUGCACAAGGAGACGGGCGUCGUGAGCGUGGCGGCGGCGCUGGACCGCGAGCGCGUGCCCGCCUACCGCCUGCGCGCGCACGCGCAGGACCGCGAGCGCGCUGCGUGGGCCUGCAGCUCGGAGCUGGAGCUGGAGCUGGACGACGUCAACGACAACGCGCCGCGCUUCUCCGCGCCGCUCUACAGCGUCACGCUGCCCGAGGACGCCGAGCCGGGCACGCUCGUCGCGAAGGUGCACGCCACGGACGACGACCUGGGCGAGAACCGCUCCGUGCGCUACUCCUUCGUGGAGGAGGCGCCCGCCUUCGCGCUGGACGCCGACAGCGGCAUCGUGACGCUGCGCGGCGCGCUGGACCGCGAGACGCAGGCCGAGCACCGCCUGCUGCUGCGCGCCGCCGACGCCGGCCGGCCCGCGCGCUCCGCCACCGCCACCGUGCGCCUCACCGUGGCCGACGUCAACGACAACCCGCCCGAGUUCGAGCUGCGCCUGUACGCGGUGGCCGUGCCCGAGCUGGCGGCGCCGGGCGCCGAGCUGCUGCGCGUGCGCGCCGUGUCGCGCGACGCGGGCGCCAACGCCGCCGUCACCUACGCGCUGGUGGGCGGCGACGAGCGCGACGACUUCGCGCUGCAUCCCGCCAGCGGCGUGUUGCGCGUGGCGCGCCCGCUGGACCACGAGCGGCGCCGCGAGUACCUGCUGACCGUGCAGGCGCUGGACGGGGGCGCGCCGCCGCUCAGCGACCACGCCACCGUCAACGUGACGGUGCUCGACGCCAACGACAACGCGCCCGCCUUCGCGCGGCCGGCGUACGCGGCGCGCGUGCGCGAGGACGCCGCCGUCGGUGCGCGCGUCGUGCAGGUCGUGGCCGACGACGCCGACGACGGCGCCAACGGCCGCGUGACGUACUCUAUCGCGCGCGGCGACCCCGAAGGCCGCUUCGCCAUCGACGCCGACACGGGCCACGUGUCGCUGGCGGCGCCGCUGGACCGCGAGCGCGCGGCCGCCUACGCGCUGGAGGUGCGCGCGCGCGACCGCGGCGUGCCCGCGCUGGAGAGCGCCGCGCCGCUGGCCGUCGAGGUGCUGGACGCCAACGACAACCCGCCGCUGUUCGAGCGCGCCAACUACAGCGCCGUCGUGCAGGAGGACCGGCCGCUGGGCCACGUCGUGCUGCGGCUGGCGGUGAGCGACGCCGACGCGCCGCCCAACGCCGCGCCCUUCACCUUCGACUUCCAGAGCGGCAACGAGAUGGGCGCGUUCCGGCUGGAGGCGGACGGCAGCCUGCGCUCGGCGGCGCGCUUCAACCACCGCGUGCGCGAGCGGUACGCGCUGCAGCUGCGCGUGUUCGACAACGGCACGCCGCCGCUGUACUCCGACGCCUGGGUGCACGUGCGCGUGGUGGAGGAGUCGCAGUACCCGCCCGUGGCCACGCCGCUCGAGGUGCUCGUCAACUCCUACCGCGACGAGUUCCCCGGCGGCGAGCUGGGCCGCGUGUUCGCGUCCGACCGCGACGCCUACGACCGGCUCGCGUUCGCGCUGGCGCCCGCCGACGGCGCCGACGCCGACGCCGGCGGGCUGUUCGCCGUGGACGCGGCCGACGGCACGCUGCGCGCCGCGCCGCGCCUGGACGCCGGCGAGUACCGGCUCAACGUGACGGUGAGCGACGGCAAGUUCUCGGGCUGGGCGCCCGUGCGCGUGACCGUGCGGCUGGUGUCGGACGAGGAGCUGGCGCAGGCCGUGGUGGUGCGCUUCCGCCAGGUGAGCGCCGCCGACUUCGUGCUGAGCCACCGCAAGGGCUUCGUGCGCGCCGUGCGCGAGGCGGCCGACUGCGAGCCGCGCGACGUGCUGCUGCUGAGCGUGCAGCCCACGGCGCGCGCGCAGCUGGACGUGGCGCUGGCCGUGCGCGCGCCCGGCGGCCUGCUGCCGGCCGACGCGCUGCGGCGCCGCCUGCACGCGCAGCUGGAGCGCCUGGAGGAGCUGACGCGCCUCGUGGUGGAGGAGCUGCUGCGCGCGGCGUGCGGCGGCUGCGCGCACGGCGCCUGCGUGGAGCGCGUGGAGCUGCGCGCCGACCGCUCGCGCGCCGUGGCCACCGACGUGUUCUCGCUGGUGGCGCCGCCGCACGCGCUGCGCGGCGAGUGCGCCUGCGCGCCGGGCUACGCGGGCGAGCGCUGCGAGCUGGCGGCCCCUGCCGGCGCGGGCGAGGCGGCGGUGCUGCGGCUGGCGGGCGACGGCUACCUGGCCUACCGCCUGGAGCGCGGCGCGGUGGAGGGCGCGCGCCUGCUGGACGACGAGCUGCUGCUGGCGCUGCGCUUCCGCACGCGCGCGCCGCGCGGCACUCUGCUGCACGCCGCCGGCCGCGUGGACCGCGCCGUGCUGGAGCUGGUGGACGGCCACGUGCAGUUCCGCCUGGAGCUGGGCGCCGGCGAGGCGCUGCUGCGCGCGGGCGGCGCCGUGGCCGACGGCGAGUGGCACAGCGUGCGCCUGGAGCGGCGCGGCGCCGCGGCGCGCCUCGUGGUGGACCGGCGCGCGGCGCAGGCCGAGGCGCCGCCGCCCGCCGCCGUGCUGGACGCGCGCGCCGACCGCGUGCUGCUGGGCGCGGCGCUGGAGCGGCACGCGCACGCGCUGGCGCCCGAGCAGGUGACGCUGGGCUUCGCCGGCUGCCUGGCCGACGUGACGCUGGGCGGCGUGCGCCUGCCGCUGGACGAGGGCGGCGCGUCGGCCGACGGGCGCGCCACGCUGCUGCGGCGCGUGCGCGCGAGCGUGGGCGCCGACUGCGCGCCGCUGCCGGCGCCCGACGCGUGCGCGGCGCAGCCCUGCCGGCACGGCGGCACGUGCCGCGCGCUGGGCGCCGACGCGUUCGAGUGCGCGUGCCACGCGCGCUUCCGCGGCCGGCGCUGCGAGCUGGACACGGACCCGUGCGCAUCGCAGCCGUGCCUGCACGGCGGGCGCUGCGCGGCGGCGGCGGGCGCGUUCCGCUGCGCGUGCGGCGCGGGGCUGGCGGGCGAGCGCUGCGAGCGCGGGCGCUGGUGCGCGCCGGGCGUGUGCGCGCACGGCGGCGCGUGCGAGGAGGGCGACUGGGGCCCGUCGUGCCGCUGCCGGGGCUACUUCGGGCCGCGCUGCGAGUACGACGUGGACGAGUGCGCCGGCGAGCCGUGCCUCAACGGCGCCACGUGCGUCAACGAGCCGGGCUCGUUCCGCUGCCUGUGCCCGCCCGGCCGCACCGGCAUGAACUGCGGCAACCCGCUGCACUCGGACGCCGUGGUGGCGGGCGGCGCGGCCGGCGGGCGCGCGCUGCGCGAGCUGUGGGCGUGGGCGCUGGAGGCGCGCUGGCCGCUGGCGGCGGCGGCGGGCGCGCUGCUGCUGCUGCUGCUGCUGGCGCUGCUGCCGGCGGCGCUGCGGCGGCGGCGGGCGCCGAGCGCGCCGGCGAGCGAGAAGCCGCCGCCGCGCGCCAAGCUGUCCAACCUGGAGGCGGUGCGGCGCGGGCGGCCGGCGUCGUGCGCCGCGCCGCCGCUCAACAACGCCGACACGCUGCGCUCGUACGGCUCGGCGGGCGACGAGCUGGAGGGGCUGCCGCCCGACUACCUGCGCAACCUCAACGUGCGCGCCGAGCCCAAGCCGUGGUCGGAGCAGAUGCACCUGCACACGUUCGCCGACCGCAAGAUCUACAACGACCUGAAGGGCGCGGGGCUGCGCGCGCGCCCGCCGGCGCCGCCGGGCGAGCCGCACCUGCUGGGCGGCUACCACUGGGACUGCUCCGACUGGUGCGGCGGCGGCGGCGCGCUGCCCGGCAUCAGCGAGGUGGCGGGCUCCGAGCGGCCCGACUCGUCGUCGCCGCCGUCGCCGCGCUCGCCGCGCCGCACCAGCGACUCGGCCAGCGACGAGCGCGACGAGCGCGACGCGCGCGCGUACACGGACGCGUCGUCCGGGCUGCUGACGGGCGACGACGCGCCGGCCGACGCGCUGCGCGCGCGCACGCUGCGCUCGGCUGACGCACACAGCCUGCUGACGCUGCUGGAGGAGCGGCACUCGCUGCUGGCCGGCUCGGGCAGCGAUCUGUCGGCGCGCCUGUGCGAGAUCGAGGACUCGGAGGCGGAGGAGGAGGCGCCGGCGCCGCCGCCGCGCGCGGCCGUGUGACGGGGGCGCGAGGCCGCCCGCGCGCGCGGCCUCUAGUGCAGUGCUGGGCCAGUGGUGAACUGAACUUGUAAAUAUUGUACGUAUGUAUAUAUGGUAGCUAGGGACGUAUCGUGACUGGUGCUCGACUGUAGUUUCAUAUCAUGACUCUGAAGUGCGCAUUGCCGACUCUACCGUAGGCUAGCCGUCAUUAAAGAAUCUAUUUUUGUAUGUGUGCAGGCGACCGACCGGUCGGGUCGCCGAGUUCGUUCGCGACAAUCGAGCGCGACGAGGUUAUUAUUUAUUUUACUAUUGUUAUACCUAAGUUUGAACGCGAUCAUGAAGUGAAUAAAAGUACAAGUACUGUG
Messenger RNA from Bicyclus anynana (squinting bush brown), 14771 nucleotides. RefSeq names its product fat-like cadherin-related tumor suppressor homolog (gene kug). The record is from RefSeq and is a predicted model, not a curated record. Bases 1012 to 14427 code for a protein of 4471 amino acids. Gene Ontology annotation, cellular component: plasma membrane. NCBI's taxonomy places the organism in Eukaryota, Metazoa, Arthropoda, Insecta, Lepidoptera, Nymphalidae. Gene Ontology annotation, molecular function: calcium ion binding. The transcript has 12 exons. Gene Ontology annotation, biological process: homophilic cell-cell adhesion.